CCACAGCCUUCGAAAGCUGCGUGUGCAGGAGUCUCCGGAUGGAUUGGGCGAUGGCGCGUUACGGGGACAAGCUCACGUUCCGCACUCCGUUCUACGACCACGAGGGCGUGCUCGUGCCCGGGCCGGGGGGGCCCCACGUCAUCGAGCGGGUCAACCCCGGCUGGGGGAUGUCGCGGGGGUGCAGCAGCGGCGGGAGCGGGUCCUCCGUCUACGCCGCGCGGGAGUGCAUCGUGAAGCGGCCGCUGGGGAAGGAGGAGAAAGUGAUCGCGACGCCGCCGAAGGUGCCGCCGCAGCAAGCCAUCGCAAUGGCGGAGAAGAAGUAUCAGAACCGGAACAAAGAGGGUCCGUACGACCUGUUCUCCAACAACUGCGAGCACCUGGCCCGAGAAUGCACGGAAGGUAGGAAAUACAGCAAGCAGGUGGACAACGGGGUCAAAGCUGCAGUCGCUAUCGGGGCCGUCGCCACGGCUUCGAUUGUCGCCUACAGAGCGCUGGCGCCGGCAAGCGCUCGAAGAGGAAAUUGAUGUGCAGGUGUCGAUCAUCGGAGUCGAUGUUGCAUCUGCUCGGGGAGGUGUCGGGAUCAAUUCGGGAGGAAACCGGAUGAUUGCUUCACAGCAUUCUCCACAACAUUAUUCACGAUAUUAGUCACGAUAUUCUUCACGAUAUUCUGCACGAUAUUCUUCACGAUAUUCUUCACGAUAUUCUUCACGAUAUUCUUCACGAUAUUCUUCACGAUAUUCUUCACGAUAUUCUUCACGAUAUUC
Darwinula stevensoni is the source of this 764-nucleotide messenger RNA. Lineage: Eukaryota; Metazoa; Arthropoda; Ostracoda; Podocopida; Darwinulidae. The record is from the annotation of a GenBank genome assembly.